Effrenium voratum is the source of this 432-nucleotide messenger RNA. The record is from the annotation of a GenBank genome assembly. NCBI's taxonomy places the organism in Eukaryota, Dinophyceae, Suessiales, Symbiodiniaceae.
AUGGACCUCAGCAGCACACAAAUCUCGAGUGACCUCAGCAGCCUGGCAAACAAUCCCCAGCUGCAGUGGCUGGACCGCAGCAGCACACAGAUCUCGGGUGACACACUGGUGGGCACUGGAAGCUUUCAAGCAGCAGAAGGUUAUUCAAGAAGGUCAAUUACGUUUCGCCGUUUUUCCUGUCCAACACGGUCGCUUCUGAACGAAGACUGCGCAACGGCCCUUUUUGCCCAGGUUGAGUCGCAUCGCCUUGGCAUUGCCUUUCCUGCUGAGCGCCUUCUUAGCCCGAAGGCCGGACAGAACGGAACGCCUCUCUCGACACGACUCUGGGAACAGCUCAAGAGGCAGAUUCCAAAGCUGGAAGAUGCUUUCUUUGGUCUGAGUACGGUGGACAUACCAGCAGGGCGUGUGGCGAGGAGACCUUUACCUUCAUAA